Molecule: messenger RNA, 738 nt
Organism: Salvia hispanica
Lineage: Eukaryota; Viridiplantae; Streptophyta; Magnoliopsida; Lamiales; Lamiaceae
Source: RefSeq, a predicted model, not a curated record
CUUCCUCGAAAACCUCUAACCAACAUGACGAUUAUGUCCCUCGUCCUCCUCUUCCUCUUCCUCUUCCUCUUCCUCUUCUCCAGCACCCUCACUGCUGCACCGUCCCCUGCAGCAGCUCCCCUGCUGCAGGGGACCGCGGCCAGCCCAGCGCCAGCUGGCGCAGGGCCGCCCAACGUGAUCUCCAUCCUCAACAAGGACGGAAGAUUCACUGUGUUCGCCAAGCUGCUUCAGAGCACUAAAGUCGACGCCAGCCUCGACUCGCAGCUCGUCGACUCCAACAACGGCCUCACAGUCUUCGCCCCGACCGACCUCGCGUUCUCGAACCUCAAGACCGGGACGCUCAACUCGUUCACCGACGAGCAGAAGAUGGAGCUAGUGCGGUUCCACGUCCUCCCCACCCACAUAUCGGCCUCGCAGUUUGAGACAGUUAGCAACCCGAUUAGCACGCAGGCCGGUGGAAGCCCGGAUCUGCUGGCGAUGAACGUGACCGCGGCCGGGAGCUCGGUGAACAUCACGACCGGGGAGACGAACACGACCGCUUUGGAGUUGAUUGUUUUCAAGCGGGAGAUUAUUGGAGUGGUGGGAGUGGUGGCCACGGUGACAAGGCGAAAGGCGACCGUACGCGUCGUUCUUGGACUCGACGUGAGGAGCAGGCAGAUGAAGUUCCUGUGCAAAUCGAUUUGCCAAAGUAUGGUGGUCUUCCUCAACUGCCGCUGUGCAGAUGCCAAAGAAAAGUGA